ACUUUAGUCUGCUGUUCAAUACUGUGGCAGCUGUCGUUGCUGAAAAAUAUAGAUAAGACAAUUUAAUUAAAAAAUAAUGUGAUAGUGCUAAAAGAAUAAUGGGGUUUAAGGUCAAAUUAGUUUUAACUCUUCUAGUUUUAAGUGCAAGUGUUAAUGGACAAGAUUUAGAGGAGCAAGCAGAAAGUAUAGAUGUUAAUAAUGAAUUGGACAAUAUAGUGCCAACAGAGCCUAGUGCAGAAGAUGCAAUUACAGAAACAACUGUGUUACCCGACGUACCUCCCGUGGAGGUACUUCCUAAUGCUCUGUUGGAAACGAGGAGUGGAAUGUAUCAAAAUUUUGAUGGUACAUUAUUAGGAACGGAUUUGGAGCCCGCGGCAGCUAACAUUGAUCCAAAUGGUGAUCAGAGCGAGAGGCAACUUCUAGAUCCAGGUUCUACAGUUAUCACCGACAAUGAAUAUGCUCAUAUUGAUGGAAGGGUUCUGCCCUCGACGACAUACCAGAAUAAUGGACAGCCAUACGUGAUCACAACCGCCAGAUUGAACCAGAUCCGGUCGAACUUCAUGUACUGGUUCUACGACCAGGGCGGCACCGACAACAUUGGUGACUACCAGCGCGACAUCCAUACUUCCACUCCGCAGAUCCAUAAAAAUUUCAACUUUCAAGUACCGUUCUUUGGGUUCAGAUUUAAUUAUACAAGGGUAUCAAUGAAUGGUUAUAUCUACUUCAGUGAUCCCCCAGAUCAUUACACUUACCCACUGUCUUUCCCUAUAAAAGACUGGCCCCAUGUGAACGAUCCUUCCUUCAUUGGCAUCUUCUUUAGCAAGUGUCGCAUUGGUAACCAACGGCCUGAGGACCCCGACCAACGAAGACCUGGUGUUUACUUCAGGAUGGACAGAGAUUUACAGACCCGCACCGAUCAAUUAGGCGUAGAGAUGCGCGAACGCCUCACAUGGGAUAUCAGGCAAGGUGUUAUUGGUGCUGAGGCAUUUUUCCCCAAACACGCCAUUACAAUAACGUGGAAGAACAUGUCCUUUGCUGGUGGAAUUGACAACUCAUUAUAUUUGACAAAUACGUUCCAAAUGGUGUUAGCAACAGAUGAAGUUUUUACGUACGCUAUUUUCAACUACUUGGAGAUUAAUUGGAGCUCUCACACCGAGGCUGGUGGUGAUACCACUACAGGAGAGGGUGGUGUACCUGCUUAUAUUGGUUUCAACGCUGGUAACGGUACCCAAAAUUAUGAGUACCAACCGUAUUCUCAGGCCUCUGUGCUUAGAGAUCUAACUGGUAGAGGAUGGGCUAAUGGAUUCCCUGGCCGACACAUAUUCAGAAUCGACGAGAAAAUAUUAAUGGGUACCUGCAACAAAGAUAUCGACGGUGCCAAUCUUCCUCUAAUGUUUGCUCCCGAAAGUGGUAACAUGUUGGGUGGUACCAUAGUCAACAUCACUGGUCCUUGCUUUAAUCCAACUGAUAGGAUCACCUGCCGUUUCGAUACUGAAUCUGUUACGGGUGCUGUUGUUGAUACUAAUCGAGCUAUUUGUGUCCAGCCACGAUUCUAUCAUAACGGAUAUGCUAGGUUUGAAGUCGCCAUCAACAACGAACCUUACAAAUGGAAAGGAAAAUUCUUUGUUGAAACACCUGCAACUGCUACAGAAAAGAUCUUCUUCCCCGACGACGCUGUUCAUCAAGCUAAUCCGCCUGAGAUCAGAAUAACAUGGGACCGCUUCAACUUAACUACGAACCUUAAUGUCCAACUACAAAUCAGUUUAUGGGGAUACAAAGAAGUAACCAUCAGACCGCAAUUAGAGUAUAUCGACAUGAUUGAAGUGGGCGUAGCGAAUACUGGAGAAUAUAUUAUUAACCCACAAAACUACCGUAAUAGGGAGAACACUAUGCACAAUGAUAUGCAAUUUGGUUUCCUUCAAAUAAAUUUAACGACGCCCGAAGAGUAUAAAGGCAUUAAAAUAUCUCCUAUAUUAUGGAGUCGUCCAAUUCCACUCGGAUGGUAUUUCGCCCCACAAUGGGAAAGAUUACAUGGCAGACGUUGGGCACAGGCUUUAUGCAAUAACUGGCUUCGAACCGAUCGUUUCCUGAAAAACUUCGCAUCACAAAUUCCAGUUUGUCCAUGCACACUUGAACACGCCCUGCUGGACAAGGGUCGCUUCAUGCCUGAUCUCUCCUGCGAUAGAGAUAUCAAUCCAACUUGCCGGUACCACUGGGGUGGUAUACAUUGCGUGCGAAGUGGAGGACCGGGUGCUGAAGGCUCCGGCCAGCAAUGUUGUUAUGAUAAGAAUGGAUUCCUUAUGUUGUCAUACGAUCAAAUGUGGGGUUCACGACCUCAUAGAUCUCAUGACUUUGGGUUCACUCCUUACAACGAAGCUAACAAGGUACCUUCGUUGUCACAUUGGUUCCAUGACAUGAUACCUUUCUACCAAUGUUGUUCGUGGCAAGAAGAACAAGCUGUUGGAUGUGAAACCUUCAGAUUUGAGCGGCGUCCAUCGCAAGACUGUGUUGCUUAUCAGUCCCCUGGAGUCGCUGGUAUUUUUGGAGACCCUCAUAUCGUUACAUUCGACGACCUUCAGUAUACUUUCAACGGCAAAGGUGAAUAUGUCCUGACUAGAGUCGACCAUCCUCAGCUGAAGCUAGAUGUGCAAGGACGAUUCGAACAAGUGCCUAGGAAUGUCUACGGUCCUGUGAACGCUACCUAUCUGACUUCUGUCGUUGCGGCUUCCAACAACUCAGUACCAAUUGAGGUUCGCUUACGUCCUCAACAUGCUCAAUGGAGAUACAGACUUGACGUCUUCGCUGACAACAAGCGCGUAUACUUUGACAGAUCAGCUCUUAGAGUGCAAUACUUCCCAGGUGUAACCGUGUACCAGCCUAUGUACAUCUUAAAUCAAUCGGAAAUCGUAAUUAUGUUCUCGUCGGGAGCUGGAGUUGAAGUAGUUGAAAACAAAGGUUAUAUGUCCGCCAGGGUCUACCUACCUUGGACAUACAUGAAUCAAACGCGAGGUUUAUUCGGCAAUUGGUCUCUGGACAUCAACGAUGACUUCACUAGGCCAGAUGGAACAAGAGUCGCCGUCGAUUUGAACAAUUUCCAAUCUGCACACAGAGAGUUUGCGCAAUACUGGCAACUGUCAGACCGAGAGCAAAAGGACAUAGGCGUGGCGUUAUUCACGAGGGAGUACGGUCGAACAGCUGCCUAUUACAACGAUAACCAGUUCAUACCCAACUUUAUAAGGGAACCCGCCGAUUUCCUACCAGCGAACAGAUCCCACGACGUCAACAGGGCUAUAGAACUCUGCCAGGACUCGUAUCAAUGCCGGUACGACUAUGGCAUGACACUCAACAGGGACAUGGCACAGUUCACGAAGAACUACCUAUCAUCCAUUACAAAUAUAAAGGAGACGAACGCCCGUCGUGUGAUCAGCUGCGGUAUCCUAGAGACGCCGAGAUUUGGUCGAAAGAGUAAUUUCUUCUUCACUCCUGGAAAUACAGUGAACUUCGAGUGUAAUCAAGACUUUAUUUUGAUUGGCGAUAAACGACGCAUUUGCGAAGAUAACGGCCGGUGGAAUCUGCCCGAUUAUGGAUACACAGAGUGUCUACGUCAACAAGAAUACUCACAGCGCACGCUGUUUAUGACUUGGGGCGUCAUACUGGCAGUUAUUCUACCAUUAGGGCUCUUGAUCUGCCUCCUUUGGUUCUGGUGCUUUUACACGCCGAGAUCUAAAGGGAAAAAGGCUUUCAGUAUCAACGAAUAUACGCGAUCCAAAUCAUCUUCGAGACUUAAUCUAAGAUCUACAUCAAUGGGAAAUGUAACAGAUCCUAUGAAUACUUCAACAUUACGUACCGAUUCUGAUAUUAAACCGAAAUUGCCCGUUACUCCCACUGAAGAACAGCCAAUAAAUAAAUCGUUUAUUACUAGGUCUGCUCCAGCGCCACCUCAGGACGCUGUAGCAGACGGUGACAGUUCCGGAUUAGGUUAUACAGACUCUAAUAAAAGUGACUCCGGUAAAUCAUCGCUGUCCAAAAAACGUAGGGCAUACGAUAAAACUUACCGAACCAACGAACCCUUACCAAACGCCCCGAAUAGUGAAUUCCCUGAGAAAAACUGGGAUUUAUCUGAGGAAGAUCUACUUUCAUUAACCACUUCCCCUUCGGACACGGAAUCUAACCGUGAAUCUACUUUGACUCGUCCAGCGAAAGAUAUUGAAUACGUCAGCAAACCCCGUCAAACUGGUCGGCACGCUCUUGCCAGUGACUCUGGUUACUCAACCAAAGGGUCGGAGAAUCCUUAUAAAUAUGAAGGACAAUAUAGUCCAGUGCCGUCUCAGUACUCGCCAACUUAUUCCGAUAUUUAUUCGCCCCCGCUGAGUCCUACAUCUGAUUUAAGUCCGGGUAAUACAUACAAUAACCCAGGGUUACCUGAACCACCGAAAAGUGCUCCUAUUGAUACAAUAAAAACUUUCACUCUCCCACCUCAACGGGGCAAGCAGGAGUAUUCAUCGCGUACCCUUGGCGCGACAUGGGGCAUCAUCAGCGCUGUUAUGUUACCUAUUGUCGUGGUACUCAUCUGCCUUGGUUGGAGAUUACUCAAACGGUGGAAGAAAAACGAUGAUUCCGAAGAAGAAUAUGUCAUCAAGAAACCUUACAUUGACGAGUCGAUGCAUGUAAACUCUGAUGAUGAGAGUAUACCAUAUAAGAAGGAUACAACGGAAGACAGUCCAGAACCCAGUGAACCGUUGAGAGUCAUAGACAAUCCUGGAGAUAUAGGAAUACCGGUAUAUGACCAACAACAACAAUUUUAUACGCCUCCGCAAACUACGGAGCAUACGCGCGAUGGACAGUGGUCGGGAGAAACUGAAAUAAAUUAGGAUAAGCUAUAGAUAAUUAUUUUUACACUUAUAAAAGUAAUUUUAUAACUUUGUAAGGAUUUAAUGUUUUUAAAUGAACAUCCGAAUUUGUAACAAGUACUUAUUUGCUUAAUAAAUUUUUAUUAUAUACCAGUAAAUGUUUUUGACAAAUAUUAUGCAGGAUAAAAAUGAAUAAAUAUUCAAAUAAUGAUACAAUGAAAAACAUUACCAAUUAUGUUAAUGUGCUAAUUAUUUAAAAAAAAUAUAAAAUAAUUUAAAAUUAGAUUUUAAUUUUCAUAAAAAAAUGUAUUUUUGAUUAUAAUGAAACCCACCACAGCGAGUACCUUCUAUUCUUUUAAUUAAUAUUAUUCAUAAAAUAGACAGGUAUAAAAAAAACAAAUCUAACAUAUUGUUUCAAAAUAUCUUUAUUCUUUAUAUGUAUAUCGCGAAAGGUAUUUUGCGUUAUGCAAUACUAGCUAAUAUAUACCUAUUAACUACCUUUAUCAAUAAAUAAGCUAUUUAAUUAUUUAGUAGUGUGUAAACAUUUUUUAUAAGUGGCUUGACAUUUUUAGUAGUUGUUUAGUGCCUAUAGUAUAGGAGUCAUUCUUAUAGUAAGUUAUGAUGGUAAAUAUUUAUUUACGUAACAUUUUUUGUACACAAAAUAUUAUGAAAUAUAUUUUAGGUUUAUAACUCUAAAAUAAUAUCCAUCUACCUACCUUGAAAUAAUAAUUAACUGAACAUUGUCAUCGGGUAUUUUUUUUCUACUAAUUUUUAAAUUGAUUUGUUAAUUUUCAUUUAAAGAAAAUUAAAUACAUACCCACUAAAA
Molecule: messenger RNA, 5676 nt
Organism: Galleria mellonella (greater wax moth)
Lineage: Eukaryota; Metazoa; Arthropoda; Insecta; Lepidoptera; Pyralidae
Gene: mesh
Product: protein mesh
Exons: 22
Coding region: 99-4871 (1590 amino acids)
Biological process (GO): cell-matrix adhesion
Source: RefSeq, a predicted model, not a curated record